Lineus longissimus is the source of this 4864-nucleotide messenger RNA. Its product is annotated as nck-associated protein 1-like. NCBI's taxonomy places the organism in Eukaryota, Metazoa, Nemertea, Pilidiophora, Heteronemertea, Lineidae. The transcript has 33 exons. Gene Ontology annotation, cellular component: SCAR complex. The coding region runs from base 87 to 3611 and encodes 1174 amino acids. The record is from RefSeq and is a predicted model, not a curated record. Gene Ontology annotation, biological process: cortical actin cytoskeleton organization; cell projection assembly; cell migration.
UCCAAUUUGCUGUUCUACUUCCGCUUUUGUUUAUUUUCCAGGAAGAUGAAAAUUCGUUGAUAUUUUGACCAAAUAAACAGUCAAUAAUGUCACGGGGAAUGAUUCCAAGUCAGCAGAAGCUGGCUGAAAGGCUUACAAUCCUCAACGAUCGUGGCACCGGCAUUUUAACACGCACAUAUAACAUCAAAAGGAUGCUUGGCAACCCUGAACUCAAACCCAGUUUCCUCACAGACAAGUCUUUGGAGAACUGCAUUCGACCAAUUGUGAAAAAGUUCCCCAAUCUGGAUUCAAAAGCGAAAGAACUGCAGUCUGUGAAUGUUAUGAAGUCAGAGAUCUGUAAAUCUCUGGCCUUGUAUUAUGACACGUUUGUCGAUAUUCUCAUAUUCAAGGAUCAUGUCACCAACCUGUUGACCACAUUUGAUGCCUGUCAGGUCUAUUUAGAUAUUACGCUGUGUUAUGACCUGACCAAAGGCUACCUUGACCUGAUGGUGACCUAUUUCUCAAUUAUGUUACUUAUCUUCCGCAUCGACGAUCGCAAGGCUGUCCUUGGCUUAUACAAUCAUGCACAUGAGCUGCAAUUUUCAAAAGGAGCUGAGAACUACCCUCGUCUUGGUCAGAUGGUGUUGGAUUAUGACCCACCUUGGAAGAAAAUGUGUGAGGAGUUUGUACCUCACAGCAAGCUUGUGAACCAAGCUCUCCUGUCAUUAGCCCCUGUCUACCAACGACGAAACCAGCCUGCAGUUGACAUGAGGGGCACUCAAGUUCUCAGUCUCAUUGCUGAACCAAAUAAAAUCAUGAGUUAUGUUCCGUAUGAUGCGAUGCCAUGCGAAUACAUUUCUGUGGAGGUUCUUGAAAGGUGGAUUAUAAUGGGCUAUGUCCUCUGCCAUCAACAGUUAAUGCCAUUGCCUGCUGCACAAGAGCUGUGGAAGGCGGCGCUGACAUCUUGCUACGUCAUCGACUUGUGCAGGGAUGAGGUGCUAGCCAUACAUCCAUUCAUCAGCCAGGUCUUCGAGGGCAUUAAAGGGUAUACCAAGAAGACUAAUGAAGUUAAGGAACUGCAUCAGACAGCUAUACAAACUGCACCAACCAUGCAUAAGGAUCGUAGAAAAUUCUUGCGAACAGCACUGAAAGAACUCGCACUACUCUUCACCGAUCAACCAGGAUUACUUGGGCCAAAAGCUCGCUACAUUUUCGUGGCGCUUACCAUGGCACGAGAUGAGAUUAAAUGGCUGUUACGUCAUGCAGCGAACCCACCGGUUAGGAAAGGAAUGAGAGUACCAGUUGAGGAGUUUGUGGACAGACAGCUGCCGGAGUUGUUGUUUCAUGUUGAGGAGUUGAGGGCUCUGGUCAAGAAGUACAACCAGGUUCUGCAGCGGUAUUACAUUCAGAUGAUGUCUGGGUAUGAUGCGCCCUUGCUGAAUGAGCUCAUGCAGACAAUGACGGCAUUACCGGAAGACGAGUCCGUCAUCAUGUCAUCAUUCUGUAGUACCAUGCAGGCAUUGUCAGUCAAACAAGUCGAGGAAAAUGAGCUGUUUGAUUUCCGUGGAAUACGCCUGGACUGGUUCCGUCUUCAGGCCUAUACAAGCAUCAGCAAGGCGGCAUUUAAUCUUCACAAUCAUCACAAAAUAGCGCACCAUCUCAACAGCGUCACUUUCCAUACAAAGAUGGUUGACUCGUUGGACGAGAUGCUCUUGGAGACAUCUGAUCUUUCACUCUACUGUUUCUACACCACCUUAUUUGAGCAGCAGUUCAAACACUGCAUGGAGUUCCCUGCCCAGCAUCGCUACAGCAUAGCCUUCCCAAUGAUCUGUGCACACUUCAUGAACGCGACACAUGAGCUCUGUCCUGAAGAGCGCAACUCGAUUGGUACGACAAGUGUCCAGUAUGCUCAUUGGUUCAUCAAGGAGAUGUCCGAGGAAGUCAACCAGGUCAUUGUCGCCGUGUGCGACGAACAGAGGAUUAUGACAGACAAAUUGCUGCCGAAGAAUUGUGCUGCGCAGACCGCACAAGCGAUGAGCCAAAAGAAAGCCAAAAGCCAGGGGAAAAAGACGCAAGAACCUGAUAAGCCAGGCCAGGAGAGCUAUAGAAAGCACAGAGAAGACUUCAAAAGGAUUGACAAACUGCACAUGGCUCUAACCGAACUUUGCUAUGCAUUGAACUACUGCAGUGUCAUAACUGUCUGGGAGCAUGGCUUUGUACCCAGGGAAUUCUUCACACAACAACUUGAAGUGAGAUUUAACAAGACACUGGUUGGCAUCAUGAUGUAUAACCCAGAGACAUGUGAAAUAGCCAAACCAUCGGAACUCCUGAGUAAUGUGCAGGCAAUGAUGAGUGUGCUACAGAGUCUGGAAAACUACAUCCAUAUUGAUGUUACUCGAGUCUUCAAUAAUGUGUUGUUACAACAGACUCAGCCCACCGACAGCUUUGCUGGAGACAGAACCAUAACUUCCAACUACACUGACUGGUACCUUGAAGUUCUCCUCCGUCGAGUUAGCUCAGGCCAUAUUGUGUAUUCUCCCAGUCAGAAAGCUUUUGUCAACUUAGGCGGCGAGGGAGCUCUCCCAUUCACAGCAGAGGAAUAUGCUGACAUCAUGGAACUGCGUGCCCUAGCUGAGUUGAUUGGUCCAUAUGGAAUGAGAUACCUGAGCCAGAGGCUGAUGUGGCACAUCUCCAGUCAGGUGGACGAACUCAAGAAAAUGGUUGUGGCCAACAAAGACAUCUUAUCAAGCUUGAGAAGCAGCUACGAUAAGCCAGAGCAGAUGAAGGACUUGUUCAGGAGGCUGGGAAAUCGCAAUAAUAAGAAACCUGAUGUUGACAGUGUGCUGCAGAGGAUGACUAUAGUUGGUGUGCUACUGUGUUUCCGCGCACUCGCACAAGAAGCUUUGAAUGAUGUCCUUGAGAACAGGAUUCCAUUCCUGCUGAGUUCCAUUCGUGAUUUCCAGCAACAUGUUCCAGCGGGUCAAGAUUCAAUGAAACCAGACAAGGCAACAAAGAUUGUGAAUGAGAUGGCAUCUGCAGCCGGCAUGCCCUGCAACAUCGAUCCCCAACUUUGUGCUGCUCUCAGGUCACAGAAAACAGCCACAAACCCACCACCCCAAGCAUCAGGAGACAAAAGGACUAGUAAGACCCCUCAGCUAGAUCACUCGGGUCGUCGUCGAUCCUCGAUUAUUGGAUGGCCUGUCGCCGAGCUUGGGGAGGAUGAGUACAACGUUGCCUGCUUGAUGAUGGUCUUUGUAGCUGUGGCCUUACCAAAGUUAGCCAUGAGUCCAGAGUCAGUAUACAAGGCUGCACUUGAAGGUCAUGCGAACAAUAUCCACUGCCUGGCAAAGGCCAUCAAUAGUUUGGCUGCAGCUUUGUUCACUAUCCACCAGGGGGAUGUGGAGGAAAGACUCAAGGAAUUCUUGGCGCUUGCGUCAUCAAGUCUGCUCCGCCUUGGACAAGAAACAGACAAGGAGCUCAUCAAAAAUAGGGAAUCGGUCUACUUACUUCUCGAUCAGCUUGUGCAAGAGUCGCCAUGGUUGACGAUGGACCUACUGGAGUCAUGCUUCCCCUACUGUCUCCUGAGGAACUCCUAUCAUGCUGUUUACAGACAGGCGGAAGGAGCUUACUAAACGACCAAACGAUGAGAUAUUUGAUAUCAGAAAGCCAUCACUUUAGAACUUUCUGAGGUUAAAUCAAAGACAUUCUUUACUAGAUUUAAAAUGUAUUGCAAAGACACUCAGUCCUUUUGUUUGUAUACAUAUGUGCAAUAUUGAAUUUCUUUACCUACCAGAAAAUAUGGCAACAAUUUACCAAAAUUGUUGCCCCAAACUAUUCAGUUAUGUGAAAAAAAGUGAUGAAUUCUUGGCAACUGUUGCAUGUAGAAGCUGGUGCUGUCAUCUAUUUCAGUAACUUUAAUAACGUGUAUGAUUGUAUUGCAUGAGAAAGUAUUGUUACAGAUGUUGAAUGAAAAUGAAAAUCCUUCAUAUUGGCCUUGCCUGUAUUGUCCGUUGAAAAGUGCUGAUAUAUUUGUAAGAGAUAUUAAAAGAAAAACAGCAUUAUAAUAAUGAUGCUUGUGACACAACCAUUGAAAGAUGAAUUACUGAAAGCCUCACAAUUUUUGCAAGAUGGGAUGUAACCGUGAAAUCUAGGGGCGUGAAAAUGUUUAACUUCAUGGUUUUUGUCAUUGGAAAAUGCACCCAUUUGGCAUGUUUGGGAAAAUAAAUUGGCACAAAUUUGAAAUUGCAGCACCAUGGCCUGAGGACCAUGGUAGAAAUCUUUCCUAACUUAUUAAGAUAACUACACUGUAUAUAGCUAUUCCCUUCGUAAUUAUGACAUUUGUAUAAAGAACUUUGUAUGUGUAUGAUGUAGUUUGUAAGUUUAUACUCGAGAAUGUAGUUUCAAUAGACUUGUCAACAGUUGACAUUCUGUGUCAGCACUAUUUAGUCGGUGUACAUGGUAGGGGUGCGUGUACAAAAAGCCAAUCUUAUGAGUAAUAGGCCUAUGAAACAGACGCACCCUAAUUGGCUAAGUAAUGUCUACACAGUAGGUAAAUAGCAUCAAAAAUUAAACAGUAGCCAUAUUUUACCUUUAAAGUUCAUUUGUGGAAUAACUCCUGUACUUAUGUUGCAUCUUAUGAUCAAGAUUUAGUUUGAUAAUCUCGUGAACUGUAGAGAUUUCACUUGGUCAAAGUCCUUGAGAAUUAAAAACAAUUAACUUAUGAAAUGCUGUGAAUUGUGUAAAAGAUUCUCCCAUUCCUAGAUAUUCUCUGUAUAUUUCAAUAUUUGAUGCCUCAAAAUACAAUGCAGAUUCUGUGUACUUAUACUUCUAGUUGAUGCUACUAGUAAUAUUUACUGGGAAAUAUAAAUAAAAAUCAUGAUAAUGA